ACGUUUCCAAAAGGCAAUGUUUCAAGUUUGUGUCUCCACCACAACAAACUCACAAAAUGGAUAAGCAAAUUUUGUUUCUUCUUCCCCUUCUCAUCAUGUCCCUCUUCACUGUUUCAAUAGCCGCUGAAUCUUCCAGCUCAUGCCCCAUGGAUCUCAACUAUGUUGAGACCUUUCCAUGGGACUCUUCAUCCUGCAGAGACCCUGUUGACAAGAACCACUGCUGCCAAGUCUUGCUAAGUGUAAUUGGCAUAGGACUUUCCCAACAUCUCAAACAAACUUCCUUGUUUCAACUUCCCAAUGAAACCAUUUCCUCCAAUUGCUUAUCCAAUUUCCAAGCCAAACUCACAGCCUUGUCAAUUGACCCAUCUUUGGUCAAUUCUUGUUUUCCCAACUCCUCCCAGUUUGUCACUAAUUCCUCCACUUGUGCAGGUAUUAUAACCAUUGAUGAUUGGAAGCAAAAAGUGGGGUUGAUUAGCCCCUUAGACACUUCUUGCAAUGGGGACCUGAGUGAUCAAACUCGUUGUAGCAUAUGCUCUGAUGCUGGCCUCAAAGUGACAUCAGGGCUCAACAGUAACUCCACAAGAUGUUUCUACUUCACAAUUCUGUAUGCUGCAGCUAUUGUUAACCAGUUUGGUCCAACAAAUUUAGGCACGGCAAGUUGCAUACUAGGCAUGCCACUUUCUGUAAAAGGGUCAUCAAAUAGAGGACUAGUGUUGAAGCUUGUUAUUGGGCUAUUGGGUGCUUUUGUUGGUGUUCUGCUUGCUUUUGUGUUGAUUGUUGUCUAUAGAAAGUGGGAUAAGAGAAGGAAGGAAGAUAUGCAUCACAGGGAAAUUGAAAGCGGUGUGAGGAACAGUGUUUUGCCUAACACUGGUGCCAAAUGGUUUCACAUAUCGGAGCUUGAGCGAGCCACAAGUAAAUUUUCUCAGAGGAACAUGCUAGGCCAAGGUGGUGAUGGUGUUGUGUACAAAGGGACUCUUUCGGAUGGCACCGUGGUCGCGGUUAAGGAGAUUUUUGGUUUGGAGACUAAAGGGGAUGAAGAUUUCACCUAUGAGGUGGAGAUCAUAAGCAAGAUAAAGCACAGGAAUCUUCUUGCUCUUCGCGGUUGUUGCAUUUCAAGUGAUAAUGUGAAGGGUAAGAGGAGGUUUUUGGUUUAUGACUUCAUGCCUAAUGGAAGCCUCAGUCACCAAUUGUCAAUUGCUGGUGCUAAUAGGCUAACAUGGCCACAAAGAAAGAACAUAAUCCUUGAUGUGGCUAAGGGUCUUGCUUAUUUGCAUUAUGAAAUCAAACCCCCAAUUUAUCACCGUGACAUUAAGGCUACCAACAUACUUUUGGAUUCCAAAAUGAAAGCCAAAGUUUCUGAUUUUGGUUUGGCCAAGCAAGGUAAUGAGGGACAAUCUCAUCUCACCACAAGGGUUGCUGGCACAUAUGGUUAUUUGGCACCAGAGUAUGCUCUAUAUGGCCAACUAACUGAAAAAAGUGAUGUGUAUAGUUUCGGCAUUGUGAUUCUUGAGAUCAUGAGUGGGAGAAAAGUGCUUGACACAAUGAAUUCAUCGGUUGUUUUGAUCACGGAUUGGGCAUGGACACUUGCAAAAUCAGGGAACAUGGAAGAUAUUUUUGACCAAUCAAUAAGAGAAGAAGGACCAGAGAAGGUCAUGGAAAGGUUUGUUCUUGUGGGGAUACUUUGUGCUCAUGCAAUGGUGGCAUUAAGGCCUACCAUUGCUGAAGCACUUAAAAUGUUAGAGGGUGAUAUUGACAUUCCUCAAUUGCCUGAUAGGCCAGUGCCACUUGGUCAUGAGUCUUUUCCAUCUUCUUUGUUGCAAGGUUUACAAAGUGGAAGAUCAACGGCAUAUUUUUCAUCAUAUCUUUCAUCUUUUUCAACAAGGAUGAGCACAGUAUAGAUUGAAAAGUCUAGACUAGUUUGUUUGUGCUGCCAUUAGUAUUUGGAUCAGAAUUAGGUGUAAGUCAGCAAUUCACGGCCACCACUUAGCAUUUGAAGGUUCGAAUAAUUGACCUUCAGAAAUCGUGCCGUAAAUAUCUUUGAUUAUUCUUUUUCAUUUUGUACAUUGUAAUUUGAUCAUAUACGAUUGUUAUGAAGUUUGAUUUGUUGCAUAUGUAUAGCGUCCUAGGAAAAGACUUAUGAAGUAAAAAUCCUAAUAUACUUUAUUGUUUUAUUGGUGAAUAUAUA
This is a messenger RNA of Glycine soja, 2185 nucleotides long. Its product is annotated as probable receptor-like protein kinase At1g11050. Gene Ontology annotation, molecular function: ATP binding; protein kinase activity. Gene Ontology annotation, biological process: protein phosphorylation. The transcript is spliced from 2 exons. Lineage: Eukaryota; Viridiplantae; Streptophyta; Magnoliopsida; Fabales; Fabaceae. Bases 57 to 1898 code for a protein of 613 amino acids. The record is from RefSeq and is a predicted model, not a curated record.